Molecule: messenger RNA, 3019 nt
Organism: Xyrauchen texanus (razorback sucker)
Lineage: Eukaryota; Metazoa; Chordata; Actinopteri; Cypriniformes; Catostomidae
Product: protein delta homolog 2-like
Exons: 6
Coding region: 178-1419 (413 amino acids)
Biological process (GO): heterophilic cell-cell adhesion; establishment or maintenance of epithelial cell apical/basal polarity
Cellular component (GO): protein-containing complex; plasma membrane
Molecular function (GO): calcium ion binding
Source: RefSeq, a predicted model, not a curated record
GCUACCAGGCUGAUCUCGAGGGUGUGCUGAUACGAGAUUGAAUAGUGUAGUUGUGCGUAAUUGUUUUGUUUUUUUAAUGACUUCCUCAUGGUGCGUGUGUGAGUCCCAUUUCAUCAUCACCUGAGGUUUUCAGAACACUACUGGAGGGACAACCGACAGCUCAGAUUGCCCUGCACCAUGAAAAUAACUGAAGUUCUGCUGCUCUGUUGCUGCUGUAUGCUAUUAAUACAGAACUGUGAAGCCCAAGUUUCAUUUUCCCCGGAAGAAACCGCUCCAACGCCCUCAGCCAGCAACUGCAUGUGUGAACUUGGCCACGGAAAAUGUGCUGAAAAUGGUGACUGCAGGUGUGAUCCGGGGUGGGGUGGACCACGCUGUGACGACUGUGUGCGGAUGCCCGGUUGUCUCCAUGGCACCUGUCAUCAGCCCUGGCAGUGCACCUGCAUGGAUGGGUGGGCGGGGCGAUUCUGCGACAAAGACAUUUAUGUGUGCUCCAGAGAGCAGCCAUGUCAGAAUGGUGCUACUUGCGUCUUGAAUGAGUCAGGGGAAUAUAACUGCUUGUGUACUGAAGGCUUUCAUGGACGGAACUGUGAACUGAAAACAGGGCCUUGCCAAAAGACUAAAUCCCCAUGCAAGAACGGUGGUCUUUGUGAGGAUCUGGGUGGUUACGCUCCAGAAUUGUCUUGUCGAUGCCUGGCUGGCUUCACGGGGCCUCGCUGUGAGACCAACAUGGAUGAUUGCCUAAUGCGUCCCUGUGCCAAUGGUGCCACCUGUCUGGAUGGCGUGAACCGCUUUUCUUGCCUGUGUCCUGCUGGUUUCACCGGCCGCUUUUGCACCAUCAACCAGGAUGACUGUGCCAGCCAGCCCUGCCGCAAUGGAGGACGCUGUGUAGAUCGAGUCACAAACUUCCAAUGCUUUUGCCCUCCAGGUUACACUGGAAGGACUUGCGAAAUUCCCCUCUGGGAGACGGGAUCUCCAGCGGUGUCUCCAAAUAGGGAUGGGUCUAGAAGGGGUGGGCAAGACAGUGUUACCCAGAGUAAGUCUCCUCCAGGGAAUGACUCUCGAGGGACAACCGCUAAUGGUGAUGAGCGACACCUCUUAAAAAUUUCAGUGAAGGAGGUGGUGACUCAACAGGGUGCUGCUGGACUGUCAGAUUUGCAGCUCAUUAUCCUGCUGGUGUUGGGGGGCAUGACUUUGGCAGUGGUGGCACUAACAGCUGGUCUGGUGCUAUGUGGACAUUGCCAGGACCGAUCUGCUCGCUGCCAGUGUAGACCACCCCCCACACACCAUUACCCAUUCCACCGAUGUCGCACACAGAGGCAGCACUCUGUUCCUGCUCAACAGGAAUGCAAGAUCAGUUUUCUCGAAACUCCAGCUCCAUCGGAGCUUGAGAAGAAGAGGCUAAACACGGACAUCAUUUAAGGUGCUGUCACUCUUGGUUCGACUACAUAGUCUGAACACUUGCGUUUGAUUCCACCCUCUUCCUCUGCCCGCUCUGGUCUCUUUUCACAUUGUACUUUGGGGUCCGAACCGCAGUAUGAUUGCGCCAUCAAUGUGAAUACUAGCAACAGCAGUUUAUCACUGUUGCUAGGUAAUGACACAGAAGGAGAAGACACUAGCUUCACUAUUCUAUUUAUGUUGGUGUCUUUUUGGAUUUACCUCCAAAACUUUACAUGCACAGAAAAGCACUUCGUUUGUUUGUAACAGAUGCACGGAGAGAUGCAAAGAAAGCCAGUUGCCGCAUGAGGGCAUUUUAAACAAACACAAGCAGCUAUGAGAAUUGCAGUGUGAGCGGGAGCAUGUAAACAUGCAAAAUACACUUCAUUAAUAGCAAUUCACUUCUGCAGUUUAGGAACAGAGUUCAGAUGAACCAGGCCACCUUUUCAAGUGCUGUUCACUGGUGCGCACCCAAGUUUGGAACACUUUCGCACAAAAUGAUCGAACCAAACUCUGACACCAAAUGGAUUUGAGAUCUGUACCGCUUCCACUUGAUUUGCGUCAAAGCUGUGACGCGCUGCUCAACGCCAGCAUCAAGUGCUGCUACGACCUACAAAUAAGAUUGCGCAAUUGUGUUUGAUGAAGUAAAAAGUCUACUUUUCACCUCGAUGACCAGUUGCAUGAGCGGUCACUCGCAAGCUAUACACAGUACAGAUGAACAAGAGAGUUCGUCUUUGGACACUGGUGGUGAUAAUCCAGAGGGAUUACACUAAACAAAAGAACCAAACUAUUUUAAUUAAAUCCACUAAUGAGGCACAGACUGCUUAGGGAAUAUUAAGUCAAUUAAAGUUGAAUGGGAAUGAUAACAGAUAGCUUUCUCCAGGUUUAUUAAAACUCCCAUGAUAAAAAUCGAUUUUCCCAAUACAAUCAAUUCCUGAUAGAUAAAAUAAAGUCCUGUCUGACCUUUUCUAGUUGAAUCACCUGUGUCACUCUGAAAUAUGACAUAAGUAAUAUCAGUUGCAAAUUUCGAGUUGACUUUAAUGUAAACGCUACUUGGGAACUAUUUGUUGAUAUGAGGUCACUCUGUACUGAAAGAGAAUUUAGCACUACAUGGGCUGCAUGUAAAAUAAUGAAAAAGCACUCACACACAAACACAAUGCGUUAAACAAAUUAUGUACUGUAUGUAUAUAGUAUAAUCAAGCCACAUUACUAGAGAAGCUCUUCAAUUUAAUUCCAGAUGUACUAAUCUAACGAUUUGCCAAAAGCAUUUCAUUUGUUGGAGUUGUCACAGUGUUCAAAUGAUAAAAUAUUUAAACGUUACUUACUAUAUGCCAAGUUAGUUUAUUUUAUUUUUUUAGUAUUUACUGUUUUAUGACAUACUUUUAAAAAAUGGGAACGAUGCUGCGAUGCUUUUUCCAAGCAUAGAUAGCAAUAUCAAUACUUUUAUGGGAAUGAUUUGUGAUACAUAAUUAUACAUAAACAACAGUAUUUGUAAGUGUAAAUAUAAUUUAUUUAUGUAAUUUAUUGGUAAAAUGUAUAUUUGUUUUUUUUAUGUGUAUUUUUUCUACAGCUCUGUGUAUUCAAG